GUUUGACCCACUUACCUCUUCUUGCAUUUUCGCGUUUCGCGUCCUUGGCGAUUGACUAUUGACAUGUCCGAUUCGAAAUAUAUUUAAGAUCGGGGGAACUUCCUCACACAUAAACCAUCGACCGUUCGCAUAGCGUUGCAUGCGAGGUAAUAUGGUCGAGAGCGUCAAAAGCAGCCAGACUGGACUCGUCGCAAUUGAUCGUCGCCUCACGCCAGCUAUGGAUGGGGGCGAUAAAGUCUGACGAGUGCCAGUGUGCCGCUUGCCGGUCCCUCGCUAUGGCUACAAGUAAGCAGGUCCACACAGAUGAAAAAACACCACCUUCUAAUUCUUCCAUGGGGCCACCGAUGCCAUGGUUUGGCAUGGACAUUGGAGGCACGCUGUGCAAGCUCGUCUACUUUGAGCCCAAAGACAUCACUCCCGAUGAGGCUGAGCUUGAAGUGGAAACCCUGAGGAAUAUUCGGCGCUACUUGACUAAAAAUUCGGCCUACGGAAAAGAUGGACACAGGGACACGCACCUCCAGAUGGAUGAUGUCGUCGUGCGUGGAAGACGAGGGUCUUUCCACUUCAUACGCUUCCCAACCAGUGCCAUGGGAAAAUUCCUUGAGCUGGCCAAGGACAAGGGCAUGGCCACUUUGGUUAGCUCAGUCUGCGCCACUGGAGGUGGUGCUUACAAAUUCGAAAAAAACUUUAGAGAGGUUCUGAAUUUAUCUCUGCACAAAUUUGACGAGCUGGACUCGUUGCUGUACGGCCUGCAAUAUGUUGAGAUGAACAACCCCACAGAGUGUUACUAUUGGAAACAUCCAACCCGGGAAGACAAGUGCGAAAAAGUCAACUUUGACUUCAGCCAACCCUACCCAUUUUUGUUGGUCAAUAUUGGCUCCGGAGUGAGCAUUUUGGCGGUGUAUGGACCAGGAGUGUACAAGCGCAUUUCGGGAACCAGCCUAGGUGGCGGCACCUUCCUGGGCCUCUGCUGCCUGCUGACUGGGUGCAAUUCGUUUGAGGAAGCCAUCGAGCUAGCCUCUAAGGGUGACAACACGUCCGUCGACAAACUCGUGAGGGACAUAUAUGGCGGAGACUACGACCGCUUUGACUUGCCGGGCGAUUUGGUUGCGAGCAGCUUCGGAAACAUGAAUUCCAAAGACAAGCGGCAAUUGGUCAGCAGGGAGGACUUGGCCAGGGCCACUCUGGUCACCAUUACCAACAACAUUGGCUCCAUCACCAGGAUGUGUGCUCUGAACGAAAAAAUUGAGAAGGUUGUGUUCGUUGGCAACUUUUUGCGAGUAAAUCCCAUUGCGAUGAAGUUGCUGGCUUAUGCACUCGACUAUUGGUCCAAAAAGGCUUUGAAGGCGCUGUUUUUGGAGCACGAGGGAUACUUUGGAGCUGUCGGAUGUCUGCUGCAACUACACUGUUCUGGCAGCAGUUAAAUGAUAGAAUUUGACGCGCCAGGCCCUCUGCACAAAAGAAGCAUUCCUGUGAUGAGGAACAAGGAGCCAUCCCAGCAAUUGUAUCUCAAUGUCAGCCCAUUAUCAUGCAGAGCUAUGUGUGACCAAAAGAAACGAAAAGAGCCAAGGUGGCCUGCGUAGACAAAAAUAUCCCCGUUAUUUUUUUAUUCUGUUAGCUGUUGCGUAGCAUUUCUAUGAUGGACACAAUUCACAAGAGUGGUGCUCCAAAAUCUGUAUAUAAUUAUUCCUGCUAGUAAGUGAACUUCUGAUUUGUCAUAAUUAUACAAAGCUUAGAGGAUGCAAAUCAUUCACUUGCCUUUUAAGAAUUGACGAGAUAUGCGGCAGUAAUUUAUUACUAUUGUGUUGUGUAUGUUGUAAGUUAUCACAAACCAUUGAACCAAUAUGUUUCUCAGAAAAUGUGUACCAAUCUUGAGCAAAAUACAUGAAUAAUUUUUUUUAA
Cloeon dipterum is the source of this 1902-nucleotide messenger RNA. It is a transcript of the gene fbl, whose product is annotated as pantothenate kinase 3 fbl. The transcript is spliced from 9 exons. Lineage: Eukaryota; Metazoa; Arthropoda; Insecta; Ephemeroptera; Baetidae. The record is from RefSeq and is a predicted model, not a curated record. Gene Ontology annotation, molecular function: ATP binding; pantothenate kinase activity. Gene Ontology annotation, biological process: coenzyme A biosynthetic process. The coding region runs from base 222 to 1424 and encodes 400 amino acids. Gene Ontology annotation, cellular component: nucleus; cytosol.